Amphimedon queenslandica is the source of this 1388-nucleotide messenger RNA. Its product is annotated as DNA repair protein RAD51 homolog 2-like. Gene Ontology annotation, biological process: double-strand break repair via homologous recombination. Gene Ontology annotation, molecular function: single-stranded DNA binding; four-way junction DNA binding; ATP binding. The record is from RefSeq and is a predicted model, not a curated record. Lineage: Eukaryota; Metazoa; Porifera; Demospongiae; Haplosclerida; Niphatidae. The transcript is spliced from 10 exons. Gene Ontology annotation, cellular component: replication fork; Rad51B-Rad51C-Rad51D-XRCC2 complex. Bases 88 to 1233 code for a protein of 381 amino acids.
UGGUGGGAGGAGAAUGUCUGAAUGAGAUCAGAUGGCAGCAUAGAUUAUAUGAUGGCAAUCGUGGCAAAGAUCAUUCUGAACUGAAGAAUGAUGAAUGCUCUGUUGUUAGAGGAAAUAUUAGAAAAAGAGGAUAUAAUCAAGUUACAUAAAAUUCAUAUUUUUACUGGAGAAGAUUUUAUCAGGAGUUCUCCAUUAUGUGUGAUGGGCUGCUUAAAGUGCACUCAUACUCAGUAUGAUAACAUACUGUCAGUCUUCAGUCAUUGGCUCGCACCAAAUCAUCAAACGGCUCUAUCACUAUACUCUAUAUAUAACGGGACUGGUCUAUUGACUCACUUAUCUAAAAUAGACACUGCUCUAUUAGGAGGACUACCAGCUGGAACCAUCACUGAAAUAUCUGGUCCUUCUGGUAGUGGCAAGACUCAGUUUUGUCUCAUGUUAGCUGUCAUUAGUUCCUUACCAACAAGAAGAGGUGGCCUUGGGAAGGGAGUUAGUUUUAUUGAUACUAACUGUAGUUUCUCUGCUAAACGAUUGAUCAGUAUAGCUGAGAAUUGGUUACAGUCCAGAUCAAUCUCGAGGACAUUAAGUGACUCUAUCAAACAAUUAGCUGAUAAAAUAAAGAUAUACACUGAACUGACCUGCACUGGAUUAGAAAAAAGGAUAAAUGCAUUAACAAGUGCUGCUGCUACUGGUGAAACUGCUGAUGGUGAUAUUAUAAUAAUAGAUUCGUUGGCUGGUUUAGUACGGAAGGAAUACGAUAUAAGGACUGUUAAAGGAGUGUCUGAUAGAUACCAGUUCCUGUCACAAAUGUCAAGCAAACUAAAAGCUUAUGCUGAAGAGAAAAGAAUACCAGUUAUCGUAACUAGUCAAGUCAGUACGCAGUUUUCUUCAUCAGCUGCAAGAGGUCAGCCAUCAAUAUUAACAUCACUUGGUAUAUCGUGGACACACUGCGUGGACACUAGACUAUUUAUUGAGUUCUAUAAAGACAGUAAUAAAAGAAAACUGAGUAUAGCUAAGAGUCCUACUGGUGGAUUAAUCAGUGUGAUUGUUAGGAUUGAGAAGAAAGGAUUAAUUCUUGACUAUCAUGAAACAAAUCUACAUAAAUUAACUUUGCUGUCUCUCUUUCUCUCUCCAGAUCAAUUGGAUCAUCAGAUAUCAGGAGAUUCUAAUUCAUAUUCGAUGACAGUCAAGGAUCAAACAGACAGAUACACACACAGAGUAGCAUUAAGAGAGUGAGAGACGAGGAUAAGUAUUUCUGAAGUGCUUUUGUCUUUUUAAAAUUUAGAAAUAAAAAUUUCAUUUUAUUUUAAAACUUUAAUUCUUUUUUUAAUUUUUUUAAAGCCGACCACGUGUCAGGUUGAGCUUGAAUAGACCAUAGAUAGUGAAUAGAC